Molecule: messenger RNA, 1161 nt
Organism: Closterium sp. Yama58-4
Lineage: Eukaryota; Viridiplantae; Streptophyta; Zygnematophyceae; Desmidiales; Closteriaceae
Source: the annotation of a GenBank genome assembly
AUGGCGCAAACUUUGAACGACCGGCCGAAGGGAAGCACUUCCACGUCGGAUGGACGCGUCAUCCUCCACGUGGAUCUUGACUGCUUCUAUGCCGCGUGUUAUCUGAUCCCAUCCAUGCGCGCCUGCUUCACAGGUGGAGGCAGUGCGGCUCGGUAUUCCCAGGGACACACCCCUGGCCGUGCAGCAGUGGGAGAGCUGCAGCUGAUACACGUGGAGACGGUGGGGGGGGCGCCAGGAGCGGGGCGCAAUGCAGGAAAAGUCUCACUGGAGCGCUACCGGGCUGCCUCUCAGCGCGUGUUCUCUGCCUUCCGCCGCGUGUGCCCCACUGUGGAGCGCGCGAGCAUUGAUGAGGCAUACAUGGACGUGUCUGCCACGGUUGUUGCCAUGCUGUCACGCGCACCCCCUGCAGUCCCGCCUGCACCAGAUGAGCCCUGCGCCGCCACAGGUGCCUCCUCCUGGGCUGCUGCCUGGGACGAGCAGUGGAGGGCGCUGUUAGAGAGUGUGACUGAAGUGAAGGUAGGGAGUGUGACUGAAGUGAAGGCAGGGAGUGGGGCUGAGGUGGAGGUAGGGAGUGGGACUGAGGCGAAGGCAGGGAGUGGGACUGAGGCGAAUGCAGGGAGUGGGGCUGAGGCGAAGGCAGGGAGUGGGACUGAGGCGAAUGCAGGGGAUGCACCUGAAGUGAAGGGUGAGGAAACUGAGGGAGGUGGUGAUGGGGAUGGAACAGGUGGGGAAGGUUUAGGGGAGGAAGGGGAGGGGAAGGAUGGGGUGCAGCAGCGGGUGGGGGAGACGAAGAGAGAGCAUGCAGGGGCAGAGAGCGGAGGAGCAGCACUGGCGGUUCCCAAGGCACGGCUGGUGGUGAAAGAGGGUCCUCUGGACGCACGUGACAAUGUGGAGAGGAGCACUGGCACUGGCGGUUCCCAAGGCACGGCUGGUGGUGAAAGAGGGUCCUCUGGUCUGGACGCACGUGACGAUGUGGAGAGGAGGCUGCAGGCAGGAGUGGUGAUAGCGCACCGGCUGCAGCAGGAGGUGCUGUCAUCGUUGGGGUAUACGGUCAGCGUGGGAGUGGCGCGCUGCAAGCUGCUCGCCAAGAUGGCCUCUGCCAUGACCAAGCCGUUUGGGAUCACCGUGGUGAGACGAUGGCAGGUGUAUCAGGUAAGUUGA